ACGCCGUUAUCGCCGGUGACGCGCCUGCACAAGACAACAAUGUCUCGACCGACUCUGACGCGCUCUUGUGACGUUCUUGGUUCUAAAAAUGGACACACCAGAGAUCAACGUGCUUCUUCUUGGUGAAGCGGAAUGUGGCAAGUCGACGUUCUUAUCACGUCUCAGCCUGGGCGUACAGCCGUAUAACGACGACCUCCCCCCAUACGCGUUACCUACCCUCCGUGACUCAGACCAACCGUUCGAGUUCGACAUAUCGCUCUACGGGCGUCCCUACAAACUCCGGUUCUUCGAUACCAAGAGCCCCGAGAACUACACUUUGCUGCGUCCGCAAUUCGUGAUACUCUGCUACGACAUAAGUUCGCGCGCCUCGCUCGAGUCGCUCACCAAGUCAUGGCUUCCCAUUGUCAAUGGUCACUACAAUUACGAUGAGAACCUCCCAGUCAUGGUCUUGGGGUUGAAGCGCGAUCUGAGAAAGCAAUGGACGCUGCAAGAAGUUGGCGAAGAUAAGAAAGGCAAGGGGCCAAGUGUCAUGCCACAUGAGGGCGUGCAGGCUGCGCAGCGAAUGCUCUGCGACCACUACGCGGAAUGCAGCGCUUUGACGGGCGAGCUGUGCCGCGAGGUUCUGCAAGACAUUGCAAGGACCUGCGCAAAGACAACGACUGAAGAUGGCGCGAAGGGUGGAGGUGUGCUCUCUGAAUGUGCCAUCAUGUAAAGCCGAUCAGCUGCGUCCUAUCACAGCCAUUGGACAAGCAUCUGCUGCAGCGCAGGUGUGCUGUCAUGCUCAUAGUGAGCGACAAGUACCAGGGUUGCUUUGCAGGACACUUGCGGCAUGAAGUGGCGUGCGAUCUCCAAAUCGCUUGCUGCUAAACAGCACAUGGAGAUCAAUUGUCUGUGCACAAUAAUGUCUGCUCUUGAUACCCCAUCUUCAACAC
Molecule: messenger RNA, 932 nt
Organism: Boeremia exigua
Lineage: Eukaryota; Fungi; Ascomycota; Dothideomycetes; Pleosporales; Didymellaceae
Product: P-loop containing nucleoside triphosphate hydrolase protein
Exons: 2
Coding region: 89-712 (207 amino acids)
Biological process (GO): small GTPase-mediated signal transduction
Molecular function (GO): GTP binding; GTPase activity
Source: RefSeq, a predicted model, not a curated record